CGUGCGCAUUUACGUCACAGCGUAUACACACACGACGCUUCUGUUCUCUGUUCUAAAACAUCGAGCACUAACCGUCAAAUCCAAAUAUAUUACACUGUCAGUGCAUGCAAUCCAACCAUGGAUUACUACAACGUUCUGAAAGUGAACAGAUACGCAACAGAAGAAGAGUUAAAAACAUCUUACAAAAGAUUAGCUUUAAUACAUCACCCAGACAAACAUCCUCCUGAAAAAAGAAUCGAAGCUGAACACAGAUUUAUUCUCAUUUCUCAAGCUUAUGAUAUUCUCAGUAAUCCCGUAAAGCGGAAAAUCUACGACCAAUACGGUGAAGAAGGCCUUCAAUACGGUGGCGCCGCCCCUCCCCAACAUUCUUCUUCUUCUCGCCAACAUUGUUCUUCUUCUCGCCGCAACGCUCAAUCUUCAACGUAUCAGUGUAACCCUCGUUCUGCUGACGAUAUUUACAAUGAUUUCUUUCGUCGUGAGAAUGGUUCGGAAGUUUUGAAAAAUUUGAAAAAGAAAGAUGAUCCUAUUGAGAGAAUGUUGUUUUUCACUCUUGAAGAAUUGUAUAAUGGGACAAGUAGAAGGGUAAAGAUUACCAGAACCGUAAUUAAUAAUGCUGGGUAUAGUAAUAUUGAGGAGGAGGUGUUGACUGUUGAUGUAAAAGCUGGAUGGAAAAAAGGGACAAAGGUUACUUUCAACGAGAAGGGUGACAAGAAACCUGGCAUCAUCCCAGCUGAUAUUGUUUUUGUGAUCGGAGAGAAACCACACGCUCGUUAUACUAGGAAUGGAAAUGAUCUUGUGAUUACAGAAAAGAUAACUGUGGCGGAUGCUCUCACAAAUAAAACAUUGGAAAUCCCUGCUUUGGAUGGGAGGAGUCUUUUGAUCCAGUUGCCAAAUGUAGUCACACCUGACUAUGAGCACAAAGUCCCCAAUGAAGGGAUGCCAAUAACCAAACAACCAGGGAGGAAAGGGACUUUAAAAAUCAAAUUUGACAUCAAGUAUCCCUCAAGGUUAACUCCUCAGCAAAAAUCUGAUCUAAGGAGUGUCUUAAGUUGAAUGGUGUAAAAUUUUGGGGAUGCACAUUUUGAAUAUAUGAUGUGAAGGGCUAGAAUAGCAGUGAGGCAUACUUGAGUUUUGGGACUAUUUGCAGGGUAGGAAUUGUGAGUUAAUGAUAGGAGGCACCAAAUUUUACUAGCUAGUUUUUCUUUUGAUUAAACUUUUGGUUUUUGAGUCUUGGAUGACAAUGAAGUUUACACAAUCUAAUUUACUUAUUAGGGGUGGUUUGAUUGAUA
This is a messenger RNA of Medicago truncatula (barrel medic), 1289 nucleotides long. RefSeq names its product dnaJ homolog subfamily B member 13. Gene Ontology annotation, cellular component: cytosol. NCBI's taxonomy places the organism in Eukaryota, Viridiplantae, Streptophyta, Magnoliopsida, Fabales, Fabaceae. The record is from RefSeq and is a predicted model, not a curated record. The transcript has 2 exons. Gene Ontology annotation, molecular function: protein-folding chaperone binding. The coding region runs from base 118 to 1053 and encodes 311 amino acids.